Molecule: messenger RNA, 1185 nt
Organism: Cuscuta epithymum
Lineage: Eukaryota; Viridiplantae; Streptophyta; Magnoliopsida; Solanales; Convolvulaceae
Source: the annotation of a GenBank genome assembly
CGCAAAUCUAACGUUCAUCGUUGCAGACAUUUGAAAUCUCUAUAGCUCCCAGCGAACUACCCGUCGCCUCCGUCUUCCCACCAUCGCCUCCGUCUUCCCACCAUCGCCUCUGUCCCUGCAUCACCGACGGCUGCCAAUCCCAUCACCAUCGAUGACGCCUUCCAAUUGCAUCCCCUUCUUGCCGCCUGCCAAUCGCCUCACCAUCGCCGCCGCCUGCGAUUCAUUAAUAGCCCCGGCUGUAAAUCAAUCGUGUUCUCCAGCUCUGAAACGACCGAAGUCUGAAGCUACGAGCAUCGAGCAUCGCCUCUGUGCAUCACUGCAUCCUCAAUUGGUCCUUCGUCGAGUUUCUGUUCAUCUCGUUUUCAUUUCUGUGAUAUCGUGUUAGGGUUACAAGGGUGGGGCAAUGGUUGUACAGGGGUUUGGGAGGAGGCUAGGGCUGGGCUGGGGAUUGGGACAUGGGCUUAAGCCGGGCUUAGGAUGGUGGGGGGCCUGGGGGAGGUUGGCUGCAGUAAAUGGACUGGACAGAUUCGUCACCGGGGAUCAUCAGCAGUGGUGGCAUGAGGUGGUCACUGGCGGCGGCGCGAAUUGGUCAUCGGCGGGGCCAGAAAGGAUCACUGGCAGAGGCAAGGACAGGUCAAUGGCGACAGCGUGGACUAGUCACUGGCGGCGGCGCGGAGUUGUCACUGGCGAUGGUGCGGAGUGGUCACUGGGGGCGGGAAAGGUCACCGGCAGUGGCAGCAGUGAAUGCGGACUGGUCACUGGGGACAGGAAAGGUCACUGGCAGCGGCGGCAGUGAAGACAACUGCGAUGCAGGAUUGAUCAGUGACGGCGGUGGGGCGGUCAAAUGGAAUCUUGGUCACUAUCGGAAUUUUGGUCACAGACUGAUUUUGUAACUUUGUCAUUGGUCACUAUCGAUUUUGUAACUUUGUCACUGGUCGGGUAAUUGUAACUGGUCGAAACGGGUAAUUAUAACUGAUCGGAUUGGGUGAUUGCACCUGAUCGAAUCGGGUAAUUGUAAAGAGUCGAAACGGGUAAUUGUAACUGGUCGGGCCGGGUAAUUGUAACUGGUCGAAUCGGGUAACUUUAAUUGAUCAAAGUGAUUCAUUGUAACUGGCCGAAUGAGAUAAUUGUAACUGAUCAGAUCGGAUAAAUGUAAUUGAUCGGAUAAAUGUAAAUGAGUAACGG